Bathycoccus prasinos is the source of this 1344-nucleotide messenger RNA. Its product is annotated as carbohydrate kinase, FGGY. Gene Ontology annotation, biological process: xylulose metabolic process. The transcript has a single exon. The record is from RefSeq and is a predicted model, not a curated record. NCBI's taxonomy places the organism in Eukaryota, Viridiplantae, Chlorophyta, Mamiellophyceae, Mamiellales, Bathycoccaceae. Gene Ontology annotation, cellular component: cytosol. Gene Ontology annotation, molecular function: D-xylulokinase activity. Bases 1 to 1344 code for a protein of 447 amino acids.
AUGGAUUUUGGAACAUCCGGAUGUCGCGUAUCGCUCAUCGACGAGCGCGGCGUGCAAAAGUUUGAAACCUCGGUGAAAUACACGGAUACUCGCGAGGCGAACAACAAAACGUCUUCUUCUUCUUCUUCGAUGACGGCGAUUUGGGAAGACGCGCUGUGGACGAGUCUCGAAAAUAUUCCUAGAGAAACGCGAGAGCGCAUUGUAUCCGUCGCUAUCGACGGCACCUCCGGUACUGUUAUCAUUGUACAUCCCGAGAGCGGCGAACCUUUGUAUAAGGCCAUGAUGUACAAUGAAAAGUUUGAAGUUGGCGCGCAAUAUCUCGCCUCGGAGAGUUGUCGAGUGCCAGACGGCCACGUCACGAGAAGUAGCACUUCUGCGUUAAGUAAACUCGCGCACUAUUUCGCAAACGAACAUCCAAAACCGAUUUCGUACAAGCUUUUGCAUCACGCGGAUUGGCUGAGUUAUAAAUUACACGAGAACAUGGGCGUAUCUGACUUCAACAACUCUUUAAAACUUGGAUUCGAUCCGGGCUCCGAAACCUAUCCGCAAUGGAUGUUGGACUUGCCUUUUGCAGAAGCACUGCCAAAGACGAUGUUACCUCCUGGUGCACGCAUAGGAGUCGUUCAAAACCCUCGCGCGAAGGAAUUCCUAUCGAAUCCUGAGUGCAUCGUUUGUACGGGAACGACUGAUUCAGUCGCCGCCUUCAUAGCUUCGGGCGCGAAUGAGCCCGGCGACGCGUGCACAUCUCUCGGUUCCACGUUAGCCUGGAAACUUAUUAGCGAAGCGCGCGUAGAUGACGCUAGCGUUGGUAUUUAUUCUCACAAAAUUGGAGACCAAUAUUGGUUGGUCGGUGGUGCGUGUAAUACGGGAGGAAACAUUUUGCGUGCUUUUUUCACCAACGACGAACUCCAAUCGUUGACCGAUACCAUCGAGAUGGAAAACAUGUUCGAGUUGAAUCUAUUCGGUGUUCGGGACGCGGAUUUUUUCAAAAGUAACGCCGGUGGUGAUUUUGGCUUAGAAGUGAGCGAUGCGGUGAAAAAAUGCGAGAGUGAAAGAGAAACGUGCGAGAACGACGCCGUUUUUUUGUGCAAAAUUUUCUCCUCGAUUGCUAAGGCUGAAAAGAGGUGCUACGAUAACGCAAACGCGAUGGGAGCGUCUGAGAAAUUGAAGAAAGUGUACACCUCUGGCGGCGGCGCAGCAAAUGCGACGUGGUGUAAAAUGAGAAGCUCUUGCUUGAGCAUUGACAACAAGUCUGGUUCUACGAUCGAUGUCGUUGCGAGUGAAUACACCGAGGCUUCCUACGGCACCGCGUUGCUCGCUAAAAAAGGUUAUCAUUCGCGAUGA